GUAUAUAAAAAAAGGCGUUGAUAUGGCAAUUUUGCAGCAGCUUGAGCGCAGUUAGUCGUCAACGGCGCCAUAUCGAGUGCGCGCUCCGCACUGCCGAACUGGCAAACAAUUGAGAAUUGUCUGUGUAGACUUCGACUUGAAUUGCGCACAAGUAUGUCGUUUCUGGUGGAGUACACGGAGCCCCAUUGGCGGGAUUUGGAUAUGCGCGCCCUGGGCGCCGACGAGGCCUAUAUGUAUUUGCAGACGCAGCAUGCGGAGCCAAGCUAUCUAUAUACCCUUUCCGAUGAAUGUUAUACGUGUCCGUUUACCAAAGUGAAAGCUCUGCCCGCCGCUGGCGCGCUGCCGCUGGAACCGUUAAAGCUCAGCACCGCAUACCCGUUGAGUUUCAAAAUUUAUGCACACGAUCAGGGUCACUAUGCCUACGAGAAUGUCUCAUCGUUGUGCGCGCUGCGUCGCAGCGAUCUACAAGAAUUUGGCGUGUAUAACCUCACACUACUGGCCAAUGGCAGCUGCAGCUUUACCGUUGACAAGCCCGGCGUUCCCAUUAAUUACGCCUUCCUGUCCGUCUUUGUGCUGGUGGCAGCGCUGGUCAUCCUGCUGAAGCUGAUCAGUUGCAUCUGGAAACGUUAUCGCUACGAUGAGGCGGACGCCGUGGCGGACAGCAUUGGGGAUGCCGCGGCGAAGGCGACGCAGCGCAAGCGGCUGCGCAGUCUGGACACGUUCAGAGGCCUGUCCAUUGUGCUGAUGAUAUUCGUGAACAGCGGCGGCGGCGGCUACAGCUGGAUUGAGCACGCCGCCUGGAACGGCCUCCAUCUGGCCGAUCUGGUCUUUCCCAGCUUCCUGUGGAUCAUGGGCGUUUGCAUACCCCUAUCGAUAAAGUCGCAACUGGGGCGUGGCAUCAGCAAAUCGCGUAUUUGCGGGCGCAUCGUUUGGCGUUCGUGCAAACUGUUUGCGAUUGGACUGUGCCUCAACUCGACAAAUGGCCCCCAGCUGGAGCAGCUGCGUCUGAUGGGCGUGCUGCAGCGCUUUGGCAUCGCCUUCCUGGUUGUUGGCCUGCUGCACACGGUGUGCAGCCGGCGGGAUCAGCUCAGUCCGCAGCGCGCCUGGGAGCGCGCCAUCUAUGACAUCUGCCUGUUCAGCGGCGAGCUGGCCGUGCUCCUGGCCCUGAUUGCCGCCUAUUUGGGCCUGACGUUCGGCCUGCCGGUGCCGGGCUGUCCGCGCGGCUAUCUCGGACCCGGCGGCAAGCACAACAAUGCCGCCAAUCCCAAUUGCAUUGGCGGCGCCGCCGGCUACAUUGAUCGCCAGGUGCUCGGCAAUGCCCACAUCUAUCAGCAUCCGACGGCCAAAUAUGUCUACGAUGCAACCGCCUUCGAUCCGGAGGGUGUCUUUGGCUGCCUGCUGAGCGUGGUGCAAACGCUGUUGGGCGCCUUUGCCGGCGUCACGCUUCUGGUGCACGCCACGUGGCAGGCGCGUCUCAAACGCUGGCUGCUGGGCGCCACGCUUCUGGGCCUGCUGGGCGGCGCUCUGUGCGGCUUUACCAGGGAGCAGGGCAUCAUUCCCGUGAACAAGAAUCUGUGGUCCCUUUCGUUUGUGUUCGUGACCGUUGCCCUGGCCCUGGUGCUGCUCUCGCUGCUCUACUAUGUGGUCGAUGUGCGCCAGCUGUGGUCCGGCUAUCCGUUCACCGAAUGCGGCAUGAAUGCCAUCAUCAUGUAUGUGGGCCAUACGAUCAUGCACAAAAUGUUGCCCUGGCAUUGGCGCAUCGGCGCAAUGAAUACGCACUUUCUGCUGCUGCUGGAGGCCGUAUGGAACACGCUCAUCUGGGUGGGCAUCGCUCUCUAUCUGGACGCGCGACAGUUCUACUAUAGUCUCUAAAACGUUUGUCGAAUUUGUCAAUUAAAUAUGUUUCUCCCA
This is a messenger RNA of Drosophila novamexicana, 1911 nucleotides long. RefSeq names its product heparan-alpha-glucosaminide N-acetyltransferase (gene Hgsnat). Lineage: Eukaryota; Metazoa; Arthropoda; Insecta; Diptera; Drosophilidae. The coding region runs from base 154 to 1872 and encodes 572 amino acids. The record is from RefSeq and is a predicted model, not a curated record. The transcript has 6 exons.